UUUGGUGUUAUUAAUGCAGUAAGAGAGCGUUGGCUCUGAUUUGUUUGUAUCUUUGUUGUGGUGUUUGGUUGUUUUACCAGUUAUGGUGUUCUAGGUGUUUCAGUCUCAUGUGGGCACAGAAUGCCAUGGAAACUGUAACAAUUAGAAGAAGAGGAAGAAGAAGAAGGCCUUCUCUUCUCUUCUUCCUCUCAGUUUUCCUCUUUCUGUUCUUCCAAACAUGUACCCUUUCUUUGGCUUUGAAUUACACAAACUAUAGACAUGUUGGAAGCUUGAGAUUGGCAAGGAUUCAGAGACACCUGGAUAAGAUAAACAAACCCUCCAUUAAAACCAUACAGAGCCCAGAUGGAGAUGUCAUAGAUUGUGUCUUUAAACACAAACAACCUGCUUUAGAUCAUCCUCUCUUAAAGAACCACAAGAUCCAGAGAGUGGCACCAAAGAGGCCAAAGGUGAGAAUGGUGAGCAGAGAAGGAGAGGUAGUGGAGGAGGAGAAGAAGAGAUACAAUGGGAGUGAAGGGGUGAGACGUGCAUGGCAAACAUGGCAUCAAGGAGGAGAGGAGUGUCCAAAGGGUACUAUUCCAAUAAGACGAAGCACAGUGAAUGAUGUGUUAAGAGCUAAAUCUUUGUAUCACUUUGGCAAGAAACAACGCAGAAGCCCUCUUCUUCCUCAAUCUCGCAUCGCUGCUCCUGAUGUAGUCAGUGGCAAUGGCCAUGAGCAUGCAAUAGCAUACACGGGAACAUCACAAGAGAUGUACGGAGCAAAGGCAACAAUAAACGUGUGGGACCCAUUGAUACAAGUGGUGAACGAGUUCAGUCUCUCUCAGAUUUGGGUUCUCUCGGGAUCAUUUGACGGAACGGAUCUCAACAGCAUAGAAGCUGGUUGGCAGGUCAGUCCGGAGCUUUACGGGGAUAGCCGGCCUAGAUUAUUCACAUACUGGACGAGCGAUUCGUAUCAGGCGACGGGGUGCUACAACCUUCUGUGUUCAGGAUUUGUACAGACAAACAGCAAGAUAGCCAUAGGCGCUGCUAUAUCUCCCACCUCACAGUUCUCUGGCAACCAAUACGACAUCACCAUUCUCAUUUGGAAGGAUCCAAAGUUAGGGAGUUGGUGGUUAGGGUUCGGCGAAAAUACGCUGGUCGGAUACUGGCCGGCGGAACUAUUCACUCACCUCGCAGAUCAUGCAACAAUGGUGGAAUGGGGUGGUGAGGUGGUGAAUUCAAGGGCCAACGGUGAACAUACAUCAACCCAAAUGGGGUCAGGUCACUUUGCCGAGUUAGGGUUUGGGAGAUCAAGCUACUUCAGGAACCUAGAAAUUGUUGAUGCAGAUAACAGUCUGAGCUCUGCUGAAGAUAUAUCCACACUUGCUGAGAAUACUAAUUGCUACAAUAUCAUGAGCUCCUUCAGUAAUGACUGGGGUACACAUUUUUAUUAUGGUGGACCUGGGAACAAUCCACAAUGCCAAUGACCCAUCCA
Messenger RNA from Telopea speciosissima, 1471 nucleotides. RefSeq lists its product as uncharacterized. The record is from RefSeq and is a predicted model, not a curated record. The transcript is spliced from 7 exons. NCBI's taxonomy places the organism in Eukaryota, Viridiplantae, Streptophyta, Magnoliopsida, Proteales, Proteaceae. The coding region runs from base 108 to 1463 and encodes 451 amino acids.